Molecule: messenger RNA, 1484 nt
Organism: Jatropha curcas
Lineage: Eukaryota; Viridiplantae; Streptophyta; Magnoliopsida; Malpighiales; Euphorbiaceae
Gene: GLYR2
Product: glyoxylate reductase 2
Cellular component (GO): chloroplast
Molecular function (GO): NADP binding; oxidoreductase activity; NAD binding
Source: RefSeq, a predicted model, not a curated record
ACAAAAACAUUGCAUCGAAAUGGGAGCUCUGGUCACAGCCGUCGAAAGCUGAAACUGUAAGCCUAAACUAUUGCGGACCAUGCCAUUGUCGUUAAAGAGCGGUAACGGUUAUCACUUGCUAUCAUCGACAGCCAUGGCUAUGUGCUCAAGCUUUUGCCCUCAACUUCCUAGCCACUUUAGAGCAAGACCCAUUUCUUCUUUCUCAAAAAAUGAGCCUUUUUCAGUUUAUUUCAAAGCAUUCUCCGUUCAGGCAUCCAGUGCUCCCCCUAAAGCUGGUGAAUCAGUCACACGUGUUGGCUUUCUGGGUAUGGGAAUUAUGGGUUCUCCAAUGGCACAAAAUCUCAUAAAAGCUGGAUGCAAUGUGACUGUUUGGAAUAGGACAAAGAGCAAAUGUGAUCCUCUCAUCAGCUUAGGUGCACAAUAUAAACCUUCUCCUGAAGAAGUGACUGCUUCCUGUGAUGUUACUUUUGCCAUGCUUGCUGAUCCUGAAAGUGCAGUGGAGGUUGCAUGUGGAAAGUAUGGAGCAGCGAGUGGUAUUGGCCCAGGAAAAGGGUAUGUGGAUGUUUCAACUGUCGAUGGCGGUACUUCUAAAUUGAUUAAUGGACACAUCAAAGCUACUGGGGCAUCAUUUUUGGAGGCUCCUGUUUCUGGCUCUAAAAAACCAGCAGAAGAUGGGCAACUCAUAUUUCUUACUGCAGGUGACAAAUCUCUGUAUGAAAUAGCAGCUCCAUACUUGGACAUCAUGGGGAAGUCAAGAUUUUACCUUGGUGAUGUCGGAAAUGGGGCUGCAAUGAAACUUGUCGUCAACAUGAUCAUGGGAAGUAUGAUGGCAACCUAUUCUGAAGGAUUGCUUCUUGCUGAGAAAGUUGGACUGGAUCCAAAUGUAUUAGUGGAGGUUGUGUCACAAGGUGCCAUUAGUGCACCAAUGUACUCUCUGAAAGGUCCUCCUAUGAUCAAAUCUCUAUACCCUACUGCUUUCCCCUUAAAGCAUCAGCAGAAGGACUUGAGACUUGCUCUGGGAUUAGCAGAAAGUGUUUCUCAACCGACUCCAAUUGCUGCAGCUGCAAAUGAACUAUACAAGGUAGCUAAGAGUCUCGGUCUUAGUGAUAGCGAUUUUUCUGCAGUGAUUGAAGCAUUGAAAGCCAAAACAAAGUCCUGAGUAAAAUAGAACAAUACUUGUCAGCGUGUACAAAAUGUUUUCAGGAUGCUGUAUUCUUCCAGGCUUUUAAAUGAAUUUUAGUCUGGUUAUGUUCUUUCCACCAGGCUUAAGCUUACAUUACGUUUUUCCAUUUCAGUAAAUCUGGAUUUCUUGUUUUCCAAUAACUUAGACAAUUUGUUGUUUGUAAUUUAUAGGCAUAUUGAUCUAUAGUUUAAGGCCACUGAUGAUGUAAUGUAGCCAAUUAAAGCACGACUUGCGCUUAAAACUGCUAAUGGAGAAUUGUAAGUGCACAUGAUAAAGAAAUAUACUAUAUUUUAUGCUGUCA